Neospora caninum is the source of this 8130-nucleotide messenger RNA. RefSeq lists its product as hypothetical. NCBI's taxonomy places the organism in Eukaryota, Apicomplexa, Conoidasida, Eucoccidiorida, Sarcocystidae. The coding region runs from base 1 to 8130 and encodes 2709 amino acids. The transcript has 6 exons. Gene Ontology annotation, cellular component: plasma membrane. The record is from RefSeq and is a predicted model, not a curated record.
AUGAUGACGCGUUUUCGUUGCUACUGUGGCGCGGCGUAUUGCCUUUUUUACCUGGCGCGUUUGUCUUCCGGGGGUGCCCGUUCCUUCUGCCAUUUCGGCCUCUUUGGGAUUCUGCUGUGUCAGCUGGUCUCGUCGGCCAGCCUUCCUACAGAACAUGCGCGACACCCCGCAGGAGCUGCGGCGCCGCUGCCCACCGCCGCGGCGCCCCCCGUGGCUGCACACGCAGCUAGCCACGAAGCGGGAGACCGACGCGUCUCUCCUCCUUCAGCUUCCGCCAAAAGCGGAGAUCCAUUGAGGGGAAGCUCCCAGAGGCACGUCCCCGCAUCUGUGCAGUCUCGCUGGCGUCCAAUCCAACAGUUUCCCCCUCCACGAGAUGGGCAACACACAUAUGGAGCUUUCUUUGCCCCUCCUCCCCGGGCCGGCUCCGAUCCACUUCUCCCUCUGGACGAACCUGAGAAGACAACGAAGACGGAAGCCUCGUCCGACUUCGUGGAGAUUCUUGUCAGAAGCGUGGACAUGACUCACGGCUCCGCCCUCGUCGGCACCACGCGGGUGCAACUGCCCCUAAAUCGUCUGCGGCCCGGUCGAUCUCUGGAGAACAAGGCUUCUCCAGCCGAAGAAAAAGGGGGCGAAGAACGCGACGAAGAAGAAGAGCGGGACUCUCAGACCGGGGAAGGAGGCGUGUCGGACUCAACAGCGGCGGGUCACAGCAAGUCACAGUUUCCAGAUGACGGCGCGGAGCCGAGGGAGGGCAUAGAAGAAGAAACCGGAGAGGAAGUCGUCGCGGCCGAGUACGCCAGGUUGAAAAUAGACAUUUCCCAUUUCUCCCUUCCUAGAGAGGCGGUCUUUUUCUUUCGAUGGGGGAAGCCACCAACGUUUGUGAACUACGAUCUGCGAUUGGAAGUCAAGUCUCCAGGAAUGUAUUUCCUUCCUCUGGUUCGGGCGGUCGACGGUAUCUCUUCCCUUCAACACUCGGUUGAGUGCGCGUCUCCUUCUUCUCUCUCAUCAUCUCAGUCCUGUUCUUCCCCCUCUUCAUCUAGCUCGUCUGCUUCCUCUUCUUCGUCGCUCCAGUCGACUGGACGCGGCAUCGACCCUUCACUAUCGUCGCUGCCGGGGCUGCGCUCCUGCACGUGUUCACACCGUCCUUUCUCUUCGUCGCCUUUUGCCUCUCCUUCCGCUGGCUCUGCAUUUUCGUCUUCUGCCUCUGGGUCUGCUUCCGCGCCCGUUUUCUCGUCUUUUCUCCCAUUCGGCCGGCUUUACUACCUCAUCCUUUCUUGCACGGUCGACGAAUUUGCGGCGUAUCGCCAAAAGUUGGCACCGCGCAGCAGAGACGCAACCCUUGCGGGCACAGUGUCUUUGUCUUUCCACGGAGAGAAGUUCCUGCGAAUUCUUCCGUUCCUCACUCAAGAUGAACGGGUGAACAUGGACUUCACCAGCGACCCAGGAAAUAACCGGAAUGUCCACUUCUUCCAUCUCCCUGCUGCCGUUCCUUCUCGCGCGUCUUCACUGCCCUUGUCUCCGGAUGCCGCCGCAGCCGAAGAAGGCGCGGACCUGUUUCUUGCAGGCCUUCCGGGGCCGCUUCCUGCGGAGCUGGGAGCGGCGCCGCGAAGACGAAACGACCCAAAGAACGGAGGCGACGCGUCUGAAAAAGCGGGGCAAGCAUCGGAGACGCUUGAGACCUCGCAAAUCUCAGUGGGGAUGCCGCAGUCUGACAACGAAGUCGCCAGACGCCGAGCAGUGCCUGAGAAACUGGACUGGGAAGGGCCACGAGGUCCCGAAGCCUUUUUGUCUUGGAGUGGUGAUCUGAAAGCGGCGGAAGAGCGGAUCCCGGACAAGGGAAUCGAGGCAAAGAACAAGCAUGUCGAAGACGCGUUCACGCGCUUCUUCUUCUUUGCGCCAAAGACGCUGUUGGAAGAUCAGUUGACGGAAGAGGUGGAAGGCGAGGGCAGCUUGGAGGAGGUUCACGAUCAGAAUUCGCGGUCUGCCUCCUCACCGUCGUCCUCGUCUCUCCUUCGUCAGCGGAAGCGCCCCCAUGCGUUUCGCUCACGGCUGUUCCGACCUCUCGUGGUCCCUUCUUCUACGCGGCUCAAAGCGGCGCCGAGUUUUUCCUUCGAAUGGCAUCAAGUCGUUUCGCUCCUGCCUAAAGCCCUGGCGUCUCUGUCUUCGCUGCCUGCUCGUCCUCCUGGGCUUUCCUCUCCUCUCGCUUCGCACGCUGUCUUCUCGCCUGUUGCAUGCGUCCGCGUUCAGUUUUCGGGGCCGCCUUCGUCCCUCCCGCAGAGGGAGAAUGGAGCGACGACAGACGCUGCCACGGCGCUCGACACAUGUGCGUUUUUUGACGCAGCCGUGCACGGGGGCAGCGUUCCGGCGAGUCCCGGGGAGCCAGGAGACCUGGUGCGUUCCGAGCCAAUGCAUGCACAUGCUGCGAAAGCGGAGGGGCUGGGGGCAAGGCGCGGUGCGGGAGAACGCGCGUUUGACGCAGGCGGGGGGGACGAUGAGGGUUCAACGGCCCAAGGAGGCGCGAGGCGAGGCGCGGAGCCUUCGGGCCCUCCAGAGUGGCUCCAGGCGAACGCAGGGGGUGGGCGAGAAGACUUCGUGUCGGUGCCUGCGGCUCUCGCCCGCUUCUUCAACCUCCGCAGCAUCGACAUGCCGACGCAGAGAUCGACUGCAGCCCAGGCAGGGAAGGGCAAAUUUUGGGGUGAAAAAGGGAGCUCACCGGCGUUGCAAAGACAAACGCGGGAGUGGACGUUCUCGGUUCCACGGGAAAACCUCCCGGUGGCGAUGCGGAAGGCAGCGUACGUGGCGUCGCUCUCUUGGCGGCUUGUCCCUUUGCUGUUGGCCCAGAGUGCAGCUUCUUCGGCGGCCAGCGUGGGGGGCGCGGGCCCGGGCCGAGACGAAAAGGCGAAGGAAACGGAGAGCGCAGAAAGCGGGAGCGGCGAAGAGACGGACAACGCGUCUCGAGAGACCGGCAGCGCUUGGCAAGAAGGCCUGCAAAGGCGCGAACUGCGUGGCGACGCAGGAGGCGGCCCGGAAGGAGACAGGGCGGCGAAGCAUCUGGCGGUCGUGCAAGCUGAGGCAGAUCAGGGGAAGGAAAGAACGGAGAUCAAGGCAAGAGAGAAGGACACGCCAGACAGAGAAGAAGCCGCGGGUUCGGUCGAAGAGACUCAAGGAGAGAUGACGGAAAUCUUUGGUCCAAGUCUUUUUCUUCUCUCUCAGCGCGUCACUCUGGAUCUUCCCGCUCGUGGGCCGUGGGCGUUCUCGUUCUACCUGAACACGACGAUGCCAAUCGACAGUGCGCUCAGAUGGUUGGCAUGCGAGUCUGCGACACAGUGCGACAGUCUCGGAGAAAACCCUUCGUUCCCCGCUUUCCCUCCCUCUGCGUCGUCUCCUCCGUCUUCGGCGUCGUCCGCAUCCGACAGGGGGUUUGCUGGGGCGCGGCAGCCAGCCACGUUUCCGGCGUUUCGGGUGCAGGGCGAACCGUCCUCGGAGACGUUCUCGAAAGUCCCCUUCUUCAUUCGCCGUCACUCUUGUCGGGCGGCUCUGCAUGCGCCGCAGCGGCGGGAAGCGGAGGCGAGGGAGGGAGGAGGGCGAGAACGCGCGAGCUCGGUGCCUGUCCGGUUGGGUUCGUCUGUCUCGGGUGAGACGGGCGAGGCUGGCGAAGUCGAAGGAGACAGAGAGAACACGGCCGUUCAAACCGAGGAGAGUCCGUCUUCAGGAUUACCCUUUCCCGCGUUGUUCCGCUUUCCGCCUUUCUUCUCGCUGAUUUCUCCGUUUCUCUCUUUUUUGUCCAGGGUCAGCUCGAGAUACAGCCUCGACGCAGCAAGCGAGGAGGCGCUUUCUUUCCAAGGACAAGACAAACGAUCUAGGCAGCCGGCCGACGCGCUCUCUCCGGGUUCUCAUCUUUCCCACCUUCCUCCGUCCCGUCCCGUGUGCACCUCCUGUGGUGGCCGCUCUUCUCUUCUCUCUCUUCCCCUUCUGUCUCCAAAUCCCUCUUCCUCCUUCCUCUCGUUUCUGCUCCUGUCUUCGCUCGCGUCUAAUCCGGCUUCUCGUUCUCCUCCCUCGACUGCCUCGUGCGGUAUGUGGUGUACCACGCCAAUUCUGUCCUUUUCCCGUCCGUCGCUUCCGAUUUUCCAACCCAACCUUCUGCAAAGUGUGUCCUUGUCUCUCGGGCCCGAGUCGGAAGAGACGCCUGUACUGGCGGCGCUUUCCUUCGCGCCUUCGGAGGUCUCAGGGGGCGUCGCUGCACUACUCAUUCUCGAUGCAGGAGACAUUUGGAGGAGUCCGAAGUUCGUCUGCGAAGAGGCUGACUGGGAGCAAGAAAAUCAGCACAGCGCAGCGGAACCAGGAGAUGCGAGAUCUGCGGCAGCGCGCGGGAGCCCAGAAUCGAAUGAGGCCUGGAACAAAAAAGGACGCACAGAGACGCAGGCCGGGCGACGAGGCGGCGGAGAGGAGGCAAGGCGAGCGGCGAAACGCGACGGGGAGAGUGGGGAGGCAGAGGGAGGUGCCUGGAGAGAGUCGAUGAGGAACGUUGGAGACCAAACCGUUCAUUUCGGCAGGAGCGACGACGACGAAGGACAACCUGCUGCAGGCGGAGAAGCCGCUCGGACAAAGACGGAAGAGAUGCAGGAGACACAGCGAGGAGUUGACGACACGAGCCUCCGUCGACGUGUGUUGUCGUCCGAGCACUGGGCCAAAGGCGAUUGGCAGCGGCGCGUUUCCUUCGCUUCGCCGAAUCCCGAAGAGGCCUUUGAGCGCGAGACACCCGCGCCCGUGUCGGGACUGGUCAAUGGAGAUUUGGAACCGAAAAAGGCAGGCGCUGAAAGGGCCGGAUCGCGGAGGCUGCUGUCUUCAGGGUCAGACGUCGUUGUCUCCUUUACUGUCGAGUUUCUUUUGCGUCGAGAAGCGGCGCCGUUUCGCGGGCCUUCGCUGGCGAGAACAGAUGGGACGGAGGCUGCGGGAGGGACAGAGCGUGCCCGGCGCAGUUUCGACGUCCAGAGCGGAAGUGCGACAGGCACUGUGAUUGCUCAUUCGUGGCUCCUCCCGUUUACCUGUCGAAAUGCGGGGCCGGAUGGCGAAAGGAGGGUCGGCGCCGAACCCCGUUUAGAGACAGAGCGGGGCCAGGUCCAUGGCAGAGACGGGCGAGGACACGGGGCGAGAGAAGAACCGCGGCGCGGGAGUAGCGGUGCGUCGCCGGGGGCAACUGGAAGCCCCGAGGGAGAAGGCGAGGCUGGCGGCGCCCAGGGGGGUGUCGACCUCCCAGGAGUCGAAACAGCGAACAGCGCUCGAACGCUGGACACACGCAGCGAGCGAUCCGCGGCGGCCCGUUCGGCUGGUUCGCGUGCGUCCACCUCUUCUGUGGUUUCCAUGUCUCUCUCUCUUGAGUCCGCUAUCGGAUCGUCUUCUUUCGCUUCUCCAUCUUCGGUUGCCGAGUCGUCGCCUGGAUUCCCUUCUCGCCGUUUCUCGGUCGCGAAGAAAGUCGGAGCCAGCGAAGCGUUCCUGUACGAGGCGACUGUGCCGCCGUCGUGGAACUUCCUCCCAGGCCGACACCUGGCCUCGUGGAGGCUCGUGCAACGCGCGGUGGUCGUUUCGCCGCGAGGCGCAAGGCGGCUGCAGGCCAGCAGUUCCUUCUUGCCACCGGACGACGGCGCAGCCGGCGACAGGUCCAGGGGCGAGAUCAACGGAGGGGCUGUGGGCGCGGCCAAAGUUGGGGAACGCAGAGACAAGUUGCAGCUGCGUGAGGACAGAAACGCUUUAUCAGACCACGCGUUUCUACCGCGACAGAAAGCGCAGAGCACGCGCCUCGGAGGCGAGCAGCCCGGCGUGCGUCUCACGAUGCAGAUUCUCGCCGACGAGCCUUGUGAGCAGACCUGUCACCGAGGGCAUUGCUGGCCUCUCGGCUUCGUGGACGGCUUCCGCCUCAGCUACUGCAGGUGCACUUUGGGGGUUGGCGGCGCAGCGUGCGAUGUGGAACUCUUGCCGAGGUGGUAUGUUUCUUUCCUCACGGGCCUUCUCGUUCUCUCCAACUCUGCGUUUCUCUUCGUUCUUCACUCCUCGAUGCGCGAGCUAGCAGACGCGGCGAGUCUCAGCGCGCCCAAGUCAGCCAGCGACCGCCGACCUGCAGCGAGGGCGCUCCAGGCGGGCGCGGGAGGCCAGGGCGAGACGCUGUCUACGGCAAUGUGGCGCGCGCCAGCCGCGUUGCGCGCUGCAGUCCGCGUUUGUGUCUUUGGUGCGGCCAUGGCAGCGUCUUCCAUGUACCACCUGUGCUUCGAUGGCGACAGGUGUUUCGUUGUGUCUCCCCUGCUUUGGCAGAAACUCGACUUUCUGUUUUCGUUUCUCGCGAUUCUCCUGGUGGUUGUCGCGCUGUUCCGGCUCCCUCCGUGCCUUGAGUUCCUUCUCCUCGGGAUCAGCUUCGCGGUAAUCUUUCGCGCGUUUUCCACGCCGCAUGCAUCUGCGAUGGUGAGUCACCUGUUUGUCUGUCUCGGUCUCCUGCUGCUCCUACGCACAGUAGGCACCUUUCCACGGCUGUGGAUGCAGCGAAGGAGACAGCGCGGCCGCAUGCUGCCCGGCGCCUGGGAAUGCCGGCAGCGUCUCCUGACGGCGAUAGCCCGAGCCAUCGAAGACGCGAGGGAGAACAGGCGUCGGCGAACGGAAGGCCCGGAGGCGGCGAUCGGGUCGGCGGAGGCGUGGGGCAGAGAGCGAGGAUCCGGACCCCAGAGAUGUGGGCACUGGAAGACGCAGGGGGUGAACGAGAUGAACAGCGCUUCCACGAGACGGGAGAAAAAGGGCGGACACAGAGAGCUGGAGCAGGCAGACGCAGCACGGCGAGAAGAGGCAGACGAAAACGGGGAAGGCGACGCGUCUCUCCACACGCGAGAAUUCUCGUUUCUGCGCGGCUGUCUCCAGUUUUGCCGGGAUUUUGCAGCCGUGCUGGGUACUCAGGUCGCAGCAGGUGUCGCUGAUCCCGUGAGUCUGCUUGUGGGAAUCUUCUUUGCGCUUGUUGGAGCGUGCGCGUUUGUCUUUUUUGAAACGAAUGGGAACUAUGCAUUUGUCCACUCGCUGUGGCAUGUCUCUAUCGAGCUGUCUCCUUUCUUCUGUCUUCGGGGCCUGGCGGCCAGCCGGGCCGACCCCGUGCUCGCCGAGGUCAAGGCGCCACGCGAGAAAAGACAAAAAGGGACCGGAGGCGAGGCGGCAAGCAAAGACCGGCAAAACGGGACGCACGAGCUGAGAGGGGAGAACGAGGGCGGUGAACGAGCGCUGGGAGCGGAAAACGAGACGGAAAGGAGACAGGCUCCUGUGGAGCCGCCAGGCGAGACGCGACCCGAAGAGACGUUCACACGCCAGGGCGAGGCCCAACAGGCGGGGCGGCCUCAGUGCCGUUUCGUCCUCUUAAGACGCCUCCAAGCAGCGGCGUCUCAUGCUUUUGGCUCUGAAAGGGAAGACGCAAGAAACGCGAUCGCGGAGACAAGUGAUGUUUGCUGGGAGGCCAUCCUGUCGAAAGCCCUCGCUGAAUCGGCAGAGACCGAGUUGCCACUGGAGACAGGAGCCGGCGACGAGGACGGGUCUGAGGGUGAGGAGACAACGGCAAGCUGGAGGCGAAUGGUGACGGUGGAAGGCGAGGGAACCGGGGACGAAGAAGCAAGGCGAUUCGCUGCUUCGAAAGGGGCGAAUGACUUGAGAACAGUUGGAAACGUGGACAGUGUAGAAACGGAGCGAGACCAUCUGGUGGGGGAAUCGAUCCUGGUUUCAACGAACGUGGGCCGCAGAACGCGAUGCUUGGAGGCGCGCGGGACGCCUCCCGCUGGGCCGUCUCCUUCAAGUAACCGGCCGGCUGUGAAGGGCUGUCGCGGAGACAGGGUAGACGCGGAUUCGCUGGGAAACGAACCUGCGGGGCGGGCUCCAUGGCCGUCAGCGGAAUUUCGGUCCGACCUGGUCGCUCCGCUCGCGUUCCUCCUGUCGCGUCAACAGGAGGCUCACAGGCACGCGACGCCUCGCAUCGUGUUUGGCCGUGAGUGUCUGUGGUGUGCGAUGGCGGGGCGUCUGAGUGCGUUUGACGUGGCGAAGAUCCAGGGAGAAAUAGUUCGUCUGAGAGUCAAGAAGGUGGUCAGGCAGUUGGUUGGAAAAGUCUGUUUCUAG